Amphibalanus amphitrite is the source of this 4780-nucleotide messenger RNA. RefSeq lists its product as uncharacterized. The record is from RefSeq and is a predicted model, not a curated record. The transcript is spliced from 10 exons. Gene Ontology annotation, cellular component: nucleus. Gene Ontology annotation, molecular function: RNA polymerase II transcription regulatory region sequence-specific DNA binding; DNA-binding transcription factor activity, RNA polymerase II-specific. Gene Ontology annotation, biological process: regulation of transcription by RNA polymerase II. Bases 264 to 4130 code for a protein of 1288 amino acids. Lineage: Eukaryota; Metazoa; Arthropoda; Thecostraca; Balanomorpha; Balanidae.
AGUGUUUCGGCCAGCGCCCGGCUCCGGCAGCACGGCAGCUCGCGCGCGCACCCCUCCGUCGCGGCCGCUACCACUCUGACUUGACUCUGACGUUCACUGAAAACACGGACACCUUCCAUGGAUUGCACUCCGAGCGGCGUGACGUCACCGGGUGGGCGGAGCGAGAGGCGGAGCCAGUGCGAGCCGCCGCGGCGCUGUGCUACGGUCGAUGUUGAUCGUGACUUUUGUUCGUUUGUCGCCGUCUCCGGUGUUUGUCAACAAAAAUGGCGGACGCGAACGAUGUUCACCACUGUCUCGCCUGUUCGAGGACAAUAAUCGGUCUGGACGCCUACGUGGCUCACCGGCAGACCGGAUGUUCCGCUUUAACCCCCACCCGCACCCCCACCCGCACCCCCUCCCGCGCCCCUGUCCGCACCCCUGUCCCCGUCAUCACCCCCGCCCGCACCCCCACCGCCGCCAGGCCUCGGUCCUCCCUCCCAAUCAUCGACGUGAAGAAAAUCACGCUCGGAGAUGGAGUCGAUGCACUAAAGGGUGUCCUCAGGGGCGUCACGGUCUCGGUCUCGCCAGGGGGUCCUGAACUGGCCACCAUUCAACAACCGAGCAUGAGUCCGGCAACGGUGAUACGUGCUGGGACGCUCCAGUCUGGCAGCAUGAUGCCGUUGUCGAAGAAUCUGCUGUCCUCCACCAUACCGCUAACGUUGCGGGUCGUACCUCCGUCGCCGCCGGAACCGGGCCCGGAGCCGGAGCUGGAUCCGGAGCCUGAUUGGGAACAGGAUCCGGAUUCAGAGCAGGAUCCGUGGCCGGAACAGGAGAUGGAACAGGAGCAGGAUCCAGAGCAGGAGCCGGUGCCGCCUGCCGUGACCACCGAGACCGUGCCGUUUGCCGACUCCCCCGACUUUGCAGACGACUCUCCGGCGGGGUCUCCUGCCUACUCGCCUCCCUCUUCCCCUCCCGCCGACGAAGAGUCCUCCCCUCCCUCCUCUCCGGUCCGCACGCGCUCAGCGGCCAAACGCAAGGCGCGCACACGCUGUAAGGAGUGCGGCAUCCAGUUCAAAACACGCAACGCGCUCAGCGAGCACAUUCAGCUGACGCACAAGUCCGGCCUACAGCCGAGUAUGACUACUCGAGCGAUGCGCAAACUCGGCAAACGGAAGCCAGGUCUGCGCGAGCCGGCCUGGGUGCGUUCGGCGCAGGAGGCGGCUGCCGUGGCUGGACUCGAGCCGGGCAUGCAGUCCGAUGAUGAGUUUGGUGCCGUGGAGGAUAUCCUUAAAUGCGCACUCAAGAGGCAGACGCCACCGCCGCCGCAACGGAAGGCUAAGCGGAAGAAAAGGGUGACGUUUAAGGAUUUUCCGUCGUCAAAUGAGGAUGAGGAUGGUGGUAAUGAUGGAAAUGACGGUGGCGGUGAUGCUGGAGAAUUUGAUGACGAUUUCGGUGAACGGGAUGGUGAUGAACUCGAUGACAGUGUCGGUGAAGAGGGCGGUGAAGACGCUGAAGACAGCGCUGGAGGUGGCGGCGACUCUGAAGGUCGCGCCGGCAGCCCCCGGCCCCUCGGCAAGAUAUAUGUGAAGAGUUUCAUGGAGACGCUCUACACCUGCCCGCUGUGCGGUCCCGUGCACGAUUCUAGUCUGGCCUCGCACGUGUUCAGUGAGGACCACGUGGCCGCCUACCAGGUAUUCAAACCGGCGCUGGACGAGACCUCCAGCAGCAGCGACAGUGACUCCAUGGCGGCGCUACUCAACGUGCUGACUGUGGAGGCCAUGGCCAGCGCGGCGCCUUACGCUCCGUACCGCUGUCUGCCGUGCCAGUUCUCCUGUAACCUCCUCUCCGACCUGAAACUGCACAUCAAGUCGCUCAGCCACCGGCUGAGGCGCGCCGAGAAGCGCUGCUCGCGCUGCGACGAGCCGGUCCUCACUGACGACCAUAUGGACACGCCGGAGCACCAGCGGGGCCCCAUCACCCUCUCUGCCGCCGGUAACGGCUUCGGCUGCGGCCUGUGCCAGGCUCAAUUUGAGCUAGAGUUUGCCGCCCGCCAACACGUGGUGCGCCGGCACAGCGCCGACCCGCUCGGGAUCAGCAUGUGCAAGCAGUGUGGCCUGGUGAUGACUCCUGAGAUGAAGAAGCGUCACCGGCACUUCCACUUUGUGUCCCGCCGCUGUGAGACGUGCGGCAAGCUGCUCAACAGCGCUCAGGAGGUGGAGAAGCACCUGAGGAAGAGCCUGUGUCAGUACGACGGAAAUGUGCGGCAGGGGAAGCACGCGUGCCGCCACUGUGACUUCAGGAAUAAUCUCAAGGUGAACGUGCUGUUCCACGAGUCCCUCACCCACCACGCGCCGCACACCAGCCGGAAGAAGACCACCUCCCGACCGACCGCCCAGAAGGGCGCCACAGGCAAACGGACCCCGCUGCGCUAUCUGUGUCCCCUGUGUGACCUCUACUUCCGGAAACCGUCGCUGAAGUCACACCUGAUGAAACACACGGGAGAGGCGCCCUUCCAUUGUCUGUACUGCUCCAGGUACUUCUUUUUGGAGGAGGAGCGCGAUCAUCACGAGCUUGUCUCGCACCAGGAGCGGCAGCGACAGCACAAGAACAAGCUUCCGUCGGAGGAGGGCACUAUCGCCGGCAUCCAGCGGGCCUUCCAGCCCGAGGUGGGGUGCCCGAUCUGCGAGAAAAAGUUCCCGAACGGACACGCGGCACGUAUGCACUUGAACCGCGAGCACCGUGGUGAGGAGCGACGGUGUCCCGUGGAGGGCUGCGACUUCUCGUCUACUCACUCGAGUCUGCUGAACCGACAUCUGAAGGUGCAGCACCCGGACUACCGCCGCUUCAGCUGCACGCAGUGCUCCUUCUCCUGCAGUACGGCGAUUGCACUGGACACACACAUGAACCUGCACACCGGUCUGAAGCCGUACAAAUGCAAACACUGCGAGUUCGCCACCCGCUUCCCGCCGCACCUGAAGCGACACAUGCGUAUCCACACGGGAUCGCGGCCGUUCCCGUGCCCCUACUGCGAGUACAAAGCCAACAACUUCGAGAACCUUCGGAAGCACAUCAUCACCACACGCUGUCACCCGGGCCUCUCGAUGUAUAUGUGCAAGUUCUGCACCUCCGACGAUCCCUCGCGGCCGCAGUUUGGCACCAACUACGCUCGCGAGUUCAAAAAGCACCUGCGCGAGGAGCAUUCGGACCAGUUCGAUACGAGCGCGUCCAUGGCCACCUAUGUGGCGGGGUUGUACAAUAAGGAUGAUGACGUCAUUGAGACGAAUGUACCGAUCAACCAUACCUACAAGGAGAGGAGCAAGAUCCCUCGUCCGCGCCGGUUGCCGGUCGCCAAAAGCCGCGGCCGCCAGCUUAUUCGACAGCUCAACACGGACACCCCCGCUACCCCCUCGGUCGUCGACACCGCCGACAGCGUCUCCAACGACCUCACGAUCACCGUUCUGCCGGGGAAGCAGUUUUUCCGCCUGAGCCGCGGCCGCGGACAGCCGCCGCUGCUGCCCCGGGGAAAGGUGGCCAUCGUCGCCGCUCCGCUCGUCCCGCAGGAUCCGCUAGCCAUUGCGGGGCUCACCGAGGCUGGGCAGAAAGAGGCCGAGACCGUGCCGACUAUAGACUACGUCUCUGUCGGCGACUCGCUAUCCCUGCAGAUAGCGCCACCGGCGGACGCCUCGCUCGGCACAAUGCCGGCCGACGAGCCGCGCACGUUCGCGCCGCCGCCGGUAGAGGCGCUGCAGUCGGAGCUGGUCGACGACCCGGGCGACUCGGAGCCGCGACCGACGCGCUUCUCGGGCUCCGGGGCGCUGGAUGAGCCGGUGGUUCCGCAGGUCCACAUCGAGGACCAGAGCGUGCACCGGACCACUCUGAUCCAAACAGACACUGACAAUCCGGACAACGAGGUCAUCUCCCUGGAGACCAACCUGCCCACCGAGAUCACCGUCGUGCAUAGCGAGGACACGGGCGAGUGCUCCUCGCUCCUUAUGACUUUCUUCACCGACAAGGGAUCGCGUCACGUGAUGGUACCCCGUGACGUCAUCAUUCACAAGCCCGACGAGCCGCCGUUCCGCAGGGUCAAGGUCGUUUUUACGCCCGAUGAGACGGAGGGGGCGGAUAAGGUUACCAUUCAUAAGUUUUACUGAAGGAAGGGUGUUUGGGCUGUGGUGCAAUGGUGUGUCAUAUUGAAGAACCGGUGUUAGGUGUAAUUAGUGCUGCAUUGAAAAACUGAUGUGCAGAAGGCUGUGGUCCGUGCGGUGUAGUCGGAAGGCCGGUGUAAAAAGUCGAGAGGAUAUGGUGAGAAAGUGAGAAGUGGUGUGUGAGCUGUGUAUAUGUAUAUAAAGUUGCGUCAAGAGUACGACAGCCUCUAGAGGGAGAUGGCACGGACGGACAACAAAUGGCGUGUCUGUGAGAAAAAAUGGCACUUGCAUUACGCGCUUUUGCGUAUACAACAUCUGUGAUUGAGCUCGUCCGACGUCAAAAAUGGAUUGGAUGUUGGCAUGUUGGUCGGAGUUGAUCUGUAUUCAAUUCGUUUGUUACGUUCCGUUCGUAUGUGUUCUUUAUUGGUUCAUGAACGCGCUCCGCUAAAUUUCAACUUCUGUGCUUCUGUUUUGGCUCGAUGAUUGCUUGAUGUGAAAGCUUGUGCUGGUGUUCGUAUUUUAUUUACUUCUGUUCUGCUCGAGGAUUUUUCGAUGUGAAGCUUGUGCUGAUGUAUUGACCCCACUGCCCACUGAUGGUGACGAUCUUGGGCAUUCGCUGUGAGUGACCCAUAGAAAAAUACAUCUAUGCUGGGACA